UUCCCCACUCCUCACCAGCUACCUCACCUGCUCCACAGUCCCCCUCCUAUUUAUUUAUUAUCAUUCAAGAAAAAUACUAUCCUUUGCCGACACUACUACUCCGCCUCAAGCAAGCAUACGAACCACCCUUUUUCCCCCUUCCUCUUCACAAAAACAGCAAAAACAGCUGUAAUGCGUGAUCACGAGCUCAAAACGAGGCCCCAAAUUAGAACCCAAAUGAGAAAAUUCAGGUGAGGAGAAUGAACAAAGCUUAACUUAUCAUUUCAAGAUUACCCACCACACUCAUGGCCACAUUGCCGGCUGCACAUGCCCUCAUUCUCCUCCUCCUCCUCCUCCUCGCCGCCCCGGCGGCCGAAUCCGCCACCGACUCAUCCGACGCUCAAGCACUCACUGUGCUGUACAGCUCCCUGAACAGCCCACCGCAGCUGUCCGGCUGGACGUCGAACGGCGGCGAUCCCUGCGGCGGCGGGUCGUGGAAGGGGAUCUCGUGCUCCGGCUCGGCUGUCACUGCCAUCAAUCUCGCUGGAUUGGGUCUAAACGGCACCCUCGGAUACCUUCUUUCAAACCUUUUAUCGUUGAAGACGCUGGAUAUAAGCAGCAACGGUAUACAUGACACCAUUCCUUAUCAGCUGCCGCCGAAUCUCACUUACAUGAAUCUUGCAAACAACAAGUUUAGUGGGAACCUUCCUUACUCUAUUUCUAAAAUGUUUUCACUUAACUACCUCAAUAUCAGUCACAACACACUAUCUCAGUCAAUUGGAGAUAUCUUUUCAAACCUCACGAGCUUAUCUCAGUUGGAUUUGUCUUUCAACAGUCUGACAGGAGAUCUUCCAAAUUCUAUGGGUUCUCUAUCAAAUCUUUCUAGUCUGUAUUUGCAAGACAAUCAAUUAACGGGCUCAGUGAAUGUCCUUGCUAACCUAAGCCUUAAUACCCUGAACAUUGCCAACAACAAUUUCAGCGGCUGGAUACCUCAGGAAUUCAAAUCAAUUCCAAAUCUUGUUAUCGAGGGGAAUUCUUUUACUAACAACCCUGCUCCGCCGCCACCUCCAUUCGUCCCAUCUCCACCUGGUAUACCACAUAAUGAUCGUAAUUCGACCCAGCAACCGACGAAUACUCCACAAAGUUCUUCUGGCCAAUCACCUGCUCUAGAACAUGAGGAUACGAAGCAAGGCUUGACAGCAGGUUCAGUUACUGGGAUAGUCGUGGGCUCAGUAUUUGGUGCAUUGUGUGUAUUACUAGUGAUUGUUUUUGGUCUCUUUAGUGUCCAUAAGAAAAGGAAUGGCGUGAGAAAUGAUGCAAAUGAUUCUUCAGCAUCUGUGGCAUCUUUGAGCGUUCGUACAUAUGGAGCGACCAGUAAGGAGGCUCAAGUGGAGAGGCUCCACGGUGCUUCUAUGACGAGUUUGAAACCUCCACCUGCUGAGAAAAUAGUGGCUGAUAGGGUUGACACGAAACAUGGGUCAGGGAGAAGACCGAGAAGUCCCAUAACUGCAACUUCUUACACAGUUGCUUCUCUUCAGAUUGCGACAAAUAGCUUUAGUCAGGAUUGCCUUGUUGGUGAGGGUUCUCUUGGUCGUGUUUACAGGGCAGAGUUUCCCAAUGGAAAAGUUUUGGCUGUCAAGAAGAUCGACAGCGCAGCACUUUCAUUGCAGGAGGAAGAUAACUUUCUGGAGGUUGUUUCAAACAUAUCACGACUUAGGCACCAAAACAUUGUGAGUCUUGUAGGCUAUUGUGUUGAGCACGGGCAACGGCUUUUGAUUUAUGAUUACACUGGGAAUGGAACACUGCACGAUAUGUUGCACUUUGGUGAUGACGGCAGCAAGAAUUUAACCUGGAACACACGUGUGAAGAUAGCACUUGGGACUGCUCGGGCCCUUGAGUACCUUCAUGAAGUAUGCUUGCCUUCUGUCGUACAUAAAAACUUCAAAUCAGCAAACAUCUUACUAGAUGAGGAGCUUAAUCCUCGCUUGUCAGACUGUGGAUUAGCAGCCUUAACACCAAAUACGGAGAGACAGGUAUCUGCUGAGAUCGUCGGUUCAUUUGGUUAUAGUUCUCCUGAGUUUGCAAUGUCUGGAGUUUAUACCAUAAAAAGUGAUGUAUACAGUUUCGGAGUAGUUAUGUUAGAGCUAUUAACCGGUCGGAAGCCGCUAGACAGUUCUAGAACACGAUCGGAACAAUCUCUCGUUAGUUGGGCUAUACCACAGCUCCAUGAUAUCGAUGCACUUGCAAAAAUGGUUGAUCCUGCAUUGAAUGGAAUGUACCCAGUAAAAUCUUUGUCGCGUUUCGCAGACAUAAUUGCGCUAUGCGUGCAGCCGGAGCCGGAAUUCCGCCCUCCUAUGUCCGAAGUCGUGCAACAACUUGUUCGGCUGAUGCAAAGGGCAAGCAUAGUGCGAAGGCGUUCCGGGGAGGAGCUCGGAUAUUCCUACAGGUUGCCAGACCAAGAGCCAAGUUUAGCCGACUUAUCAUUUUGAAUCUCAAGUUCCUUUUCCAGGCUGCAAACACCCAGUUUUAAAAUCAUGAAAGGGAGGCUGCGUAGCGAGCCACUCAAGAGCUGCAAAGGUUAGUUUCUGUCGGCAUACUGAUUUUUCGCCUCUGUUCACAAGCAAAUUUGUAUACUCGCAGGUAUCGUACGAGAGCCUGUGCGACAGACAUGUAUAAUUACUCCAGUAAAUAAGUUUAAAUUUAUUGGUUGAGAACAAGUGUACCGCCGCUGUCAUUAGUAGACAUUUCAGUUUGCAGCUUUUAGCUAACCCCCUUUUCGUUUUCGCUGUUAA
Molecule: messenger RNA, 2771 nt
Organism: Ananas comosus (pineapple)
Lineage: Eukaryota; Viridiplantae; Streptophyta; Magnoliopsida; Poales; Bromeliaceae
Product: protein STRUBBELIG-RECEPTOR FAMILY 8
Exons: 16
Coding region: 285-2468 (727 amino acids)
Biological process (GO): protein phosphorylation
Molecular function (GO): ATP binding; protein binding; protein kinase activity
Source: RefSeq, a predicted model, not a curated record